Molecule: messenger RNA, 2707 nt
Organism: Xenopus laevis (African clawed frog)
Lineage: Eukaryota; Metazoa; Chordata; Amphibia; Anura; Pipidae
Gene: edem1.S
Product: ER degradation enhancing alpha-mannosidase like protein 1 S homeolog
Exons: 12
Coding region: 257-2071 (604 amino acids)
Source: RefSeq, a predicted model, not a curated record
CAACUGCCCAUAACCAACUACACUUUCUGUCCCGCCAAAAACUUAUAAGACAGAAUUGUGUUUAUAUAGGCGGACACAGACUCCUUUUCCAUUGACAGCAAAUAGUAACCGGAAGUGUCACUAUGGAGACGUAGUAGCGCACAGUGUCACGUGCUGAAUUCCUAUUGGCCUAAACGGUUCUAAGUGUCGCUGAGCACACCUAUCACAUAAAGUCUUUCCCAUAGAUUUGACAGGCUCGUGGAGUUGGCCUAUCAGGAUGCUUGGAGGAGUCCGACCCGGAAGUGGUGGCCCUGUGAUGUGGUGGAGCACUGUGCUGCUGCUUCUCCGGCUCGGGUUGCACGCUCUGCUGGGUCUUGUCCUGCCUGGGGCGGCUACUGUGGUAGUACCGGGAGUCAAUGCUGUGUGUAGAGCCUCGUAUGGACCUUUUGUCCUGGGAGCCGGAGAUGAGUACGGCCGCCGCUACAGCUCUUUCCCUGUUGGGCUGCGUAAGGAAAUGCGUGAGAAGGCCCGUGGCAUGUUCUCAUUCGGCUAUGACAAUUACAUGACGUAUGCCUUCCCUGAGGAUGAGCUCAACCCCAUCCUGUGCCGGGGGCGUGGACCGGACCAUGGAGACCCUUCAAAUCUAAACAUCAAUGAUGUCCUUGGGAACUACUCCCUAACCCUGAUUGAUGCACUGGACACUUUAGCGGUGAUGGGCAAUGCCACUGAGUUUCACAGAGCUGUUCGCUUGGUGAUUGACACAGUUUCCUUUGACAAGAAUUCAACGGUGCAAGUGUUUGAGGCUACUAUUCGGAUUCUAGGCAGCUUACUGUCAGCCCACAUAAUCCUGACAGACACCAAGCAGCCCUUUGGCAACAUGACACUAAGUGGUUAUGAUAAUGAACUUCUUCAUAUGGCUCAUGACCUUGCAGUUAGGCUUCUCCCUGCAUUUGAGAACACCAAGACAGGGAUGCCUUAUCCUAGGGUUAAUCUGAAGAAGGGAGUCCCUCCAGAUAGCAGAAAUGAGACCUGCCCUGCCGGAGCUGGCUCGCUGCUUGUGGAGUUUGGAAUUCUAAGUCGGCUUUUGGGGGAUUCCACUUUUGAGUUGGUUGCUCGCCGUGCUGUCAGAGCCCUUUGGAGUCUACGAAGCAACAACACUGGCCUCCUUGGAAAUGUGGUGAACAUACAGACUGGACAGUGGGUUGGAAAACUAAGCGGCCUGGGAGCUGGGUUGGACUCCUUUUUUGAAUAUUUGCUCAAGUCCUACAUCCUGUUUGGAGAGGAUGAGGAUUUGGAAAUGUUUAAUGAGGCUUACAAAAGUAUCCAGAAUCACCUUCGCAGGGGGCGUGAAGCAUGUAAUGAAGGAGAAGGGGACCCGCCAUUGUAUGUGAAUGUUAACAUGCUUAAUGGGCAGCUCAUGAACACUUGGAUUGACUCACUUCAGGCUUUCUUCCCAGGACUACAGGUUCUAAAGGGUGAUAUUGAGGAUGCAAUUUGCCUGCAUGCAUUUUAUUAUGCCAUUUGGAAACGAUAUGGAGCUUUACCGGAAAGAUAUAACUGGCAACUGCAGGCCCCUGAUGUCUCCUUUUACCCUCUCAGGCCAGAGCUGGUAGAGUCCACAUAUCUUUUAUAUCAGGCCACUAAGAACCCCUUUUAUCUGCAUGUGGGAAUGGAUAUUCUGUUAAGCCUGGAGAAGCAUGCUAAGGCAAAGUGUGGAUAUGCAACUUUACACCAUGUUGUGGACAAGUCCCAAGAGGAUCGGAUGGAGAGCUUCUUCCUGAGUGAAACCUGCAAAUACCUUUACCUGCUCUUUGAUGAGGAUAACCCACUGCAUCAUGUUGGUAAUAAAUACCUUUUCACCACUGAGGGCCAUCUGAUCCCACUUGACUCGCGUUUGAGGGACACAUCAUGGCAGGACAUCUUUCAUCGUAAAAGCAAAGUGCAGCAAACUCAGGAGAAACUGUCGCAGACAAAGCUCCAAACUGGUAACUCCAGCUCAAAUUGUUAUAGGGUUCCAGAAGAGCGCAGGUUUGCGCUACCAUUGAAAAGUGUCUACAUGCGUCAGAUUGACCAAAUGGUUGGGCUUUUGUAACUUAUUUUGAAACCUGCUUGUGGAUCAAGGAAUCCAGCUAUUCUGGAACAAGGCAUCUGUUUUUUCCAUAAAACUGGAAUAUCUGCUGGAGAUUCUGCAGAUUGUCUGAAUUCAAGGCAAAAGUGGUGAGUGGGCAGAAGAACCUGCUCCUUGUCUAUUAUGCGAUAUUGCACAAAACGUUUUGGGAUACUCCUAGCAAACCCUCAGGGAUUUUGAAAGAAUAUACACCCCAGUAUGUGUCUUCCAAAGCUGCUCUUGUUUUUCAAUACCUUCCCCACGUCAGGACAAAUACAAAGGCAGAUUUCUCAUUGGCUGCUGAUGAAGAAAUGUUCGCUAUCCCCUAGCGAAUCACAGCUCUCUGGAGGAAUGACUUAACCAAGUGCAUUUUGUUGCUGCUUUGGGACUAGGGACAGUUCCCGUAGUCAAGUUACAUUUUGCCAAAAUAGUGUCUUAAGCCAAUUUUAUUGUCCAAAUUGUGGACUUGAAACUACGCUUGGACAGCCCUUUCUCCUCUCUGCAACUUCCUUUUAUUGGAUCAGUGCCUUAAAUAGAUUUUUUCUUUCUUUUUCCAGCAAAGGUCGGUGACACUUGCUCCUUAACAACUCAGCACCUUGCAAAUAAAUAAGUUACUCUUUU